ACGAAACGAGAAAAUCAAUUAGUGUUUCGACGAAACGAGAAUCUACCGAAUAGAAGACUCAUCUUCACAUCCACAUCCUUUACAUUUAUAUUAUUAAUUUGUCACAAAUUCUAAUAAUCAAUAGAGCAGUUUCAAAUAAAUUUCAUUUUCAUUGGGAGAAAGAAAAUGACCUUAUCCGUCAUUCUCCUUUAAAUGACAAUCGAUGACCAUGAUCCAAAGGCUAAAAACCAUUUCAAUUGUCCUAUGAUUGUUUGAUAGGAAAGCAAAAAUUCUUAGUCUAAACACUUGUUUAAUAAUCGAAGAUAAUGGUAUAUGCGAGAGAGAAUAUAUUAUUUCACGUGUCUACGUAUAUGUAUAUAUGUAUUCGUUUUCGUUAUUCUCAACCAGUAUCAUCGUUAUUUCUUAUUAGAAACACGGAAAGAAGAAUGAAACGAUCAUCAGACGACACUGUUUUUGAUUAGAAUAAUAAAAGAAAAUCAAAAUUCUUCGUAACAACAACUAAGUCAGUUUAUUGAAAAUCUAUUUUUUUAAAUUAAAUUUCUAUUAAUUAAUUUAGAUCUUGUUUUGAAAAUUUAGCAAUGAAAUUCUUUAUGAAAUAUUUGAAUAUCUUGAACAUAAUGAUAUUUAUCAUGGAUUCUUUUAUCUUAAUGAUCGAUUUCAAAAUCUCCUUAUUAAUUUAAAUAUUCCAUUUCGAAUAAAUCUUUCAACAAUACCAAAAUCGCAUGUUGAUCUUUAUAAUAAAAAUGUUUUUCAGCCAAAUAAACAUCGAAUAAAUAUUCUUCGUUUAUCAAAUCCAUUUACAAUUGAACUGAUUUUUUCUCCACCAUGUCUUUUAUUUAUUGUUAAACAUUUAAUUCAUUUACCUAAAUUACAUACAUUAAUUCCUUCUCCUAUUGAUUAUAUUCUAAAUUCAACUAUUAUUUUCACUCAAGUAUUUUGUUUAAAAAAAUUAAAAUAUUGUAAAUUAACAUAUCGAGUUAAAGAUAAUAAAAAUGUAUUACCGAUAGAUUUUGAUCAAUAUGAACAAAGUUCUAUUGAAUAUUUGAUAAUAAAUAGUCCUUUUCAAUAUGAAUCAUUUCAAAAAUUAUUUAUUUAUCUUUCAAAACUUCGUCAUUCAUCAAUUAAUUAUCUUUUUGGAUCAAAUCAUUCACAGAUAGAUUUUUAUCCAAUUCAUUUAAAAGAUUUAAACUAUAUUUUUUUCGAUCUUCAUUCAAUUCAUUUCCAUCAAUUUGAAGAAUUAAUAAAAAAUUUCUUUCAUCAUAUUAAAGUUUUACGUAUUUCAACAUUCAAUGAUUCAUCAUAUUCACAUACAAAACAAUGGAAAGAAUUAAUUUCAUCUUCAAUGCCAAAUUUACAUAUUUUUGAUAUGAAUAAUAGUUAUACUAGUGCAAUGCAUCGAUUUUUAUAUCUUUAUUUAAGUGGUCAAUUUAGAUCGAAAAGAAAAGAUCAUACAUUUCAUUGGCAAUUUGAUCAUGACAUCGAUUAUUAUCUUAAAAAACAUGAUUUCAAAUCGGUUAAACAUAUUAAUAUUUGUAGUAAACGAGCUGUUACCAAUUCUGUCAUUUAUUUUUCAAAUGUCAUUGAAUUAACCAUUAAAAAUUAUGGUAAGAUGUAUUAUGGGUCAAUGUUAACAGCUCUUCAGCAAAUUCUUCCUUUAAAACAACUUAAGAAAUUAAUUAUUGAUUGUAAUGAUAUUCCAGUUCAACAAGUUAUAAAUUUAAUAUGUUUGACACCAAAUUUACAUUUCUUAAAAUGGAAUUUUCAAUCUAUUGUUCAAACUAAAUUAAAAUCAAUUGAACAAAGCGAAAAUUUUCG
Molecule: messenger RNA, 1815 nt
Organism: Rotaria sp. Silwood1
Lineage: Eukaryota; Metazoa; Rotifera; Eurotatoria; Philodinida; Philodinidae
Source: the annotation of a GenBank genome assembly